Nematostella vectensis (starlet sea anemone) is the source of this 1985-nucleotide messenger RNA. RefSeq names its product bifunctional peptidase and (3S)-lysyl hydroxylase Jmjd7. The transcript is spliced from 5 exons. Gene Ontology annotation, molecular function: 2-oxoglutarate-dependent dioxygenase activity. The record is from RefSeq and is a predicted model, not a curated record. The coding region runs from base 86 to 1624 and encodes 512 amino acids. NCBI's taxonomy places the organism in Eukaryota, Metazoa, Cnidaria, Anthozoa, Actiniaria, Edwardsiidae.
UCCGUGUCUGCUUUUCGACACUGAAGUGACGAAGCGUUUAAAACUCUGUUCAAACAACCGAGAACUCGUCGAAUUUGUAUCCACAAUGAAGCAUUUUCUGACUCUUGGACUACUUCUCCUGUACUUAGCUUUCCUCAAGUCGUCAGACUACGAGGAAGUACCAUUACUGUCGUCGUUUUCUCUUCAAGACAUCGAGGAAAGAAUUGAAGAUUCGUGCUUCCUCGUCUCAACCAGCACGACGAAUUCAACAACUCUACAACUACUGAGAAAUAUGACUGGUAUCUUGAAGUCUGAUUCUGAUAAGGUCUCCAUUGGGGUCCUGGUUGACGAUGAAAGCUUUUUGACUGGUAAAGAAGGUGUUUUCAGCUAUGGGAAAGGUGAUGAUCUCGGUGAUUUGGCGUUGUACCCUCGCCGUAUUGGGGGCCGAAAGUGCCUAUUACGGCCGCCUGUAUCUAGGCUUAAAUCACAGAUCUACAAAGGCGAGGGGAGUUUACAAUCUUUACUACAGUUCAUCAAUACAAACUGUGGAACACAUAGGCGUCUUGAUGGAAGUUUAACGAAGAUUGGAGUCGCUGCAAAGUCUAUACUGAACAAUGUUUAUCAAGUACCCAAGUCUGAUACGGAAGGGAAUUCGACUAACGGACCGCUGGAAAUCGGAGCAAUGUGUGAGAGGAUCGCUAUGCCAAGUCAAGAGGAGUUUCUCAAUAAGUAUUUAUUCCGGUCAAAACCUGUCAUUAUAACAGAUGCUAUAAAACAUUGGCCUGCUAUACAGAAAUGGACAAAUGAAUUUCUAAUCGCAAAGUAUAGUAACACUGAUACACGGGUUGCCUUUGCGCCAAGUGGUGAAUAUGAGGGCUGUGAAAAAGCUGAAAACUACGAAGAAUUUAAAACCUUCAAACUUCCAGAUGAGGUUAAGAAACAACUUCCUUUUCCUGAUUUAGUAGUUGUACGGCCUGCAUUUAUGAACAUCAAGUUUGCAAAGUUUAUGGACUUGCUUGAAGGCAGGAAUAGUAAUUUGACAAAAAUGUCUAACAUUUCGGCAUAUCUGGAAUACACAUCGAUCCCAAGCUAUUUUCCUGAGUUGGAGCAAGAUAUACAGGAGAUGCCAUGUGCUGCAGGAUUACUUAACCGGAAGCAUUUGAAUAUUUGGUUGAGUGAUGGAAACACUCUUGGAAAAUUGCACUUUGAUCCAUUUGAAAACUUCUUAUGCCAGAUAAGUGGCAAAAAACAAGUGAUUCUGUAUGAACCCCAUGAUAACACCAGGCUGUAUGAGGCCCAUAUCCAGGAGAGCAUGCUGGAAUAUAACCACGCCCAUAAGGAGUUUCGCAGAAAGAAGCUGUUGGACAGCACUUCCAUGGUUAUGUCACCAGUUGACAUACUUAAGCCUGAUUAUGAGAGAUUUCCAAAGUUCCAAGGGGUUCGUGCAAUGAACUGCACCAUAAAUGAGGGGGAGGUGUUGUUUAUGCCGUCCUUUUGGUGGCAUGAAGUGCAGUCGUACCCCAGCCACAUCAACCCAAGAAACCUUGCUGUUAAUUUUUGGUAUGAGCCAUUCUUUUCUAAGGAUUAUCCCUGUGAAUCUUGUAAGCUGGAAGUGAACCCCUCCUACCACCAUCUUCUUGGUUAAGGCUGUUUAUUAAAGAAACAACCAAUAAGCAGAGGUUUCUUAGUUCAGUCAGUUAAUACAAGUGAAUUACUCAUAUCACAACCUUCUUGGUCAGUUAAUAGAGGUGAGUUUAUAUGAGAUCAGUAAAGUAGAUAGGAAUAAGAUGGGCUUGCAACACGAAAUUUUAAUGGGUAAAUAUCUCUUUGAGCUUAAUUUAAAUACGGAAACGAUAAUGCAAUAUUUGUUUUAUUUUCAUUUAUUUUCAUUUUAUUUGUUUGCAUACAUAAUACACACAUACAAUUAAAAUGUUGGGUUGUUAGAAAUCCCGUUGAAAUCGCUAUAAUAUUUAUUAAAAUCACAGAAAUAAAUGGCAACCAGUUGA